Schistosoma turkestanicum is the source of this 183-nucleotide messenger RNA. The record is from the annotation of a GenBank genome assembly. Lineage: Eukaryota; Metazoa; Platyhelminthes; Trematoda; Strigeidida; Schistosomatidae.
AUAUGGGUAUUUAAUGCUUCCAAAUUAGAAGAAAAACGACAUUUUAUUAGUGCAUUAUGUCGUACAUUGGCAACUUUAUUACCACAUAUUAUUAAUGAUAUAGAAUUAGUGAAUUUUCCGCAAGAUUUAAAUAUUUCACCACUUAAUCAAAAUGAAUCAUUGGAUGUUUUACUUAGUAAGUAA